Symbiodinium necroappetens is the source of this 744-nucleotide messenger RNA. The record is from the annotation of a GenBank genome assembly. Lineage: Eukaryota; Dinophyceae; Suessiales; Symbiodiniaceae.
AUGGCUGGCGAAGAGGUUCCGGGCACGGUUAAGAGACCUGCCGAGCUCUACGAAACUCCGGAUGCCAAGAAGGCGAAGACUGAUGGUGAACCCAAGAUAAAUCCUCUCACAGAGAGGGAGUACUCAGAUAGAUACUAUGAGAUCUUGGAGAAGCGUCAGAAGCUCCCGGCAUGGGAAGCGAGGAAAGAGUUCCUCAAGCUCAUCAAGCGCAACCAGACUGUCGUACUGGUGGGGGAGACCGGCUCCGGAAAGACUACACAGCUGCCGCAGUUCCUCCUCGAGGCUGGCUACCACAUGCAGGGAGACAAAUCCAAAGGUAUUGCCUGCACACAGCCUCGGAGAGUGGCUGCGAUGAGUGUAGCCCAAAGAGUAGCUGAUGAGCUAGACACGUUCCUUGGAGCGCACGUUGGCUACCUUAUCCGGUUCGAGGACAAGACCUCCCCAGAGACGAUCCUAAAGUUCCUGACAGAUGGCAUGCUGCUGAGAGAAGCCAUGACAGAUCCGCUGCUCACGAAGUACAGCGUAAUCAUCCUGGAUGAAGCUCACGAACGAACUCUCGCAACAGACGUUCUAUUUGGGCUUAUCAAAGAGGUUAUGAAGCGGAGACCAGAUCUCAAGUUGGUGGUCAUGUCGGCAACGAUGGAUGCUCAGAAGAUGCAGGGAUAUUUCGACAAUGCUCCCCUGCUCAACAUCCCUGGCCGGACACAUCCCGUGGAGAUCUUCUAUACCUCCGAGCCAGAGAGA